Dioszegia hungarica is the source of this 3336-nucleotide messenger RNA. RefSeq lists its product as uncharacterized. NCBI's taxonomy places the organism in Eukaryota, Fungi, Basidiomycota, Tremellomycetes, Tremellales, Bulleribasidiaceae. Bases 1 to 3336 code for a protein of 1111 amino acids. Gene Ontology annotation, cellular component: plasma membrane; trans-Golgi network; endosome. Gene Ontology annotation, biological process: phospholipid translocation; endocytosis; retrograde vesicle-mediated transport, Golgi to endoplasmic reticulum. The transcript is spliced from 16 exons. The record is from RefSeq and is a predicted model, not a curated record. Gene Ontology annotation, molecular function: ATPase-coupled intramembrane lipid carrier activity; magnesium ion binding; ATP binding.
AUGGAUGAUCAGGAAGAUGAGGCUAGUGGCUCUGGAACACCAAUACCUGGUGGAAGGGGAGGAAGAUAUGGGCGGAAGGGAAAGAAGAGGUUGAGCGAUGUGGAUGCGGAAGAAGAGGAAGGGUUAUUGGGGACAGCUCCGGGCAGAGAAGACGGGGAGGACGCGAGCGGCAGUAUACGACCAAGGGAAGAGCAUCGGGACCGCCAUACAGGCUCCAGACCACCGGUAGCGAGAGAUAAGUCGCGUACAAUACCUCUCCGGAGUUCCCGCACCCGCUCGGCGUACGCUCCGAAUGUGGUCAGAAAUCAGAAAUACUCGGUGACCACCUUCCUACCCCUGGUAUUCUAUGAGCAGUUCAAGCUCUUCCUCAAUUUCUUCUUCCUCGUUGUCGCUUUAUCCCAGUUCAUCCCCGCUCUCAAAAUCGGUUACAUCUUCACCUACAUCGGCCCCCUCGCGUUCGUUCUUACCAUAACCAUGGGUAAAGAGGCAUACGACGACUAUCAGCGCUACCUCCGAGACGCAGAAGCUAAUUCGACGCGAUACCUCCUCGUCCUCACCUCGCCCGCUUCCUCUCCUUUCCCCGCCGAUUCUCCGGAUCCCGGUGCCUACCCCUCUUUGCCUCAUACCGGUAAACCUAUGACCCGGUCGACGCCCUCUUCGGCGUUGAGAGUAGGCGAUAUGGUCCUCCUCGAGAAGAAUCAGCGGGUUCCGGCGGAUAUGGUGCUAUUAUCUACGAGUGAGGAAGAGGGAACUUGCUUCAUCAGGACAGAUCAGCUGGAUGGGGAGACGGAUUGGAAGUUGCGCGUCGCGCCCGCCGAGACGCAGCGAGUGGGCGAGGCUGGUGCGGGGAGUCUGGAGGGGAGUCUAUAUGCCGACCCACCAUCGAAAGACAUCCACGCCUUCCACGGUGUCCUGACUCUCACUUCUGUCACCCCAGGUCCAGUCACCGAGACAUCCAUCCCCCUCACUGUCGAAAACAUACUAUGGGCAAAUACGGUACUUGCUGCCGGGAGCGCGGUAGGCAUCAUCAUCUAUACAGGCAAAGAGACGAGGGCGGUGAUGAAUACUGGAGAACCGGCUGGGCAGAAGAUGGGACGCAUAGAAUGGGAGGUGAACAAGAUGGCAAAGAUACUUUGUACUGUCACCUUCGCACUCUCGGUCUUCCUCGUCGCAUUGAACGGUUUCAGGGGAAGAUGGUAUAUCUACGUCUUCCGCUUCUUAAUCCUCUUCUCAUCCAUCAUCCCAAUCAGUCUCCGAGUCAACCUCGAUAUGGGCAAGACCGUCUAUGCGCACCAGAUCCAGAAUGAUUCAGAAAUACCAAAUACGAUAGUCCGGACGAGUACCCUCCCUGAAGAGCUCGGGCGGGUCGAGUAUCUCCUCAGUGACAAGACGGGUACACUGACGAGGAACGAGAUGGAGCUGAAAAAGCUUCAUAUGGGGACUAUGGUGUUCGGCUUCGAAGCGAUGGAUGAGGUGGCGAGCAUACUCACUUCCACUUUCUCAGAUGGAGGAGAACAGGGGAAGAGGCAAAACUCGAUGUUGGGUGCCGGGGCGGGGAGAGGCCGGAGGGAUAUCAGUGGGCGAGUGCGGGAUGCGGUAUUGGCCUUGGCCACUUGUCACAACGUAACGCCAGUGACCAAUGACGACGGUACAAGAACCUAUCAAGCCUCCUCCCCUGACGAAGUCGCCAUUGUCGAAUGGACCGAAUCUGUCGGAGUCCGCCUCACUUCGAGAGAUCGAAGCAGCAUGACUCUCUCCCUCCCUUCCGGCGCCAGUAUGACAUUCGACAUCCUCGCCAUCUUCCCCUUCACCUCCGAAUCGAAACGUAUGGGCGCUAUCAUCCGAUCCCGCCAAUCGUCAGAACUCACCUUUGUCCAGAAGGGUGCAGACACAGUCAUGGCUGGUCUUGUCAUGAAGAAUGACUGGCUAGAGGAGGAAUGUGGGAAUAUGGCGAGAGAGGGACUUCGGACGCUCGUUAUCGCUCGGAAGAAGCUCUCUGCCGAGUCUCAUGGGGCGUUCGACAAGGAGUACAAGUCGGCACAGUUGGGUGGCGGGACGGCGGAGGAGAGAGGGAGGAAGGUGCAGGAGGUGGUGUCGAGGUAUUUGGAGAGUGAGCUGGAGUUACUGGCGUUGACGGGGGUGGAGGAUAAGCUGCAGAUCGACGUCAAGCCCACGCUGGAGUUGAUGCGGAAUGCGGGGGUCAAGAUUUGGAUGUUGACGGGUGAUAAGAUUGAGACGGCUACGAAUAUCGCAGUCAGUAGUAAGCUGGUAGCGAGGGGCCAGUACAUUCACCAGGUGGCCAAAUUGAAAUCAAGCCAUCAAGUCCGAGACCUCCUCGACUUUCUCCGCGCCAAGCUGGACGCAUGUCUCGUCAUUGAUGGCGAAUCACUACAACUCUGCCUCGAUCAUUUCCGAACCGAUUUCAUCAUGCUUGCCACCCAACUCCCGGCCGUCGUAGCUUGUCGAUGUUCUCCCACGCAAAAGGCGAAUGUGGCGAGACUGAUCAGAGAGUAUACCAAGAAGACGGUGUGCUGUAUUGGGGACGGAGGGAAUGAUGUCAGUAUGAUCCAGGCUGCAGAUGUUGGAAUUGGGAUAGUAGGCAAAGAAGGCAAACAAGCCUCCCUUGCUGCGGACUUCUCCAUCACCCAAUUCUCCCACCUCGCCAAACUGCUCCUGUGGCACGGAAGGAACAGCUAUAAACGUUCAGCCAAACUCAGCCAGUUUGUGAUCCAUCGGGGAUUGAUCAUUGCGGUCAUUCAGGCGGUGUUUAGUAGUAUCUUCUUCUUUGCUCCUAUCGCGCUCUAUCAAGGCUGGCUUCAAGUCGGCUACGCUACGCUAUAUACCAUGGCGCCUGUCUUUUCGCUCGUUUUGGACCGAGACGUCAGCGAGGAUCUGGCUAUGCUGUACCCGGAGCUAUACAAGGACUUGACUAAGGGCCGGGCGCUGAGCUACAAGACAUUCUUCACUUGGCUUACUAUCUCGGUAUAUCAAGGCGGAAUCAUCAUGCUCCUCUCUUUACUCCUCUUCGAAUCCGAAUUCCUCCACAUUGUCGCUAUCUCCUACACCUCUUUAGUGAUCAAUGAGCUCAUCAUGGUCGCUCUGGAGAUCACGACGUGGCACACCUAUAUGAUUCUGAGUGAGGUCGCGACGGGUGUAGUCUACUUUGGAAGUAUGCUCUUCCUGCCAGCGUACUUUGACCUCUCUUUCGUCCUCACCGCCCGCUUCUUCUACAAAGUCGGGAUCAUCGUCGCCAUCUCCAGCUUCCCGCUGUACAUCUUCAAAGUCAUCGGCGGUCGUUUGCGCCCAGCGGCAUAUACAAAGGUAUCCGGGAUAUAG